GCGAGUCGAAUGCAUUAACACCAACAUCGUCAAGGUCUACGUCAAGGUGAGUUGAUCAUACGCUAUAUUGUUGAUCACCACUAAUGCUCGCUUGCCGCAGACCGCCCCGUCGGACUGACCGACCCAAAUCAGUCGACGUCAGGAGCGUUGCUAGUGUACAGAGUAACAACAGUACCGAAGGCAGUCACUGGACCAGCAACAUAUUCAAAGCAGGCUUGCCCAAACGGCACGACUCAUUGAACAACCGAAUGCCAGUAGAGAUGACGACUCGUCACGACAAAGACCAAUUACCCCCGACCCUCUCAAAUCAAUUUGAGGAUCCCCAAGAGAUCGAGUGGAAUGCGUUCCUGCUCAAACUGAUUGAAACUCGUCAGCAAAACGGCGAGGAUGUCCGCGGCGGCGAGAUGAUCGGCGCCUCGCACUUCGGCCGCGAAGGUAGCGAGGGUCGAAAGAAACUGGAGCACUUGACCCGACUUGUGAUUGGAGGCAUUCCGAUGAAACUCCGCCAUCCACUCUGGAUGGAGCUGUCGAACACGCAGGCCAUCAUGAAACCCGAUGCGUACGGGGACUACCUCAACUCUCGCGCGGACAACGACGGCACCGAACUCGAUGCCAUUCUCAAGGACGUCCCUCGUACCCUCACCACCAAGUACGAUUUCUACUCCGGCAAAGGCUUCAAAAGACUCAAAGAAGUCCUUGUUGCUUUUGUCGCGCGCUAUCCCCAUCUGGGAUAUACUCAAGGCCUGAACACCAUUGCUGGUUAUCUACUUCUCACCAUUCCAUCGGAGGAAGACGCCUUCUGGGUACUGUGUAAUAUUGUCGAGAACUACUUUCCCGCAGACUACUUCUCCCGAGUGGAUGCCAUGAAAUCUCCCCUGGCAGAUAACACGCUCUUACGGGCGUUUGUCAAAGAGCUGCUCCCUCAAGUGAACGACCACCUGGACCGCUUAAACAUUCCUUCCGAGUACACAGUCCCGAUUAGAUGGUUCUUCACCGCCUUCUCCAACACCCUGCCCGAGAGCGCGGCCAUGCGACUCUGGGACGUGUGGCUCUGUCUGCCCAAUCAAAAGACGUUCCUCUUCGCUUUCGCUCUGGCGCUGAUCUGUCAAAACACCGACGGCAUUCUGGCGUGCGAGGAUGAUGGCGCUUACUUCUCGUUCCUGGACGGCAAGUUGAAGUUGCCGGAGCAGCCGGAGGAGAUUACGGAGAGUCUGAAGCUGGCUUUCCGAAUUGGGAGGAAGGUGGAGCAUGUUGCUGCGCGGAGAGCGGAGGUGAGAGACAGCAUGCGGUUGGAGAAUAGGCUGAGACGACGGAGAACACAGAGUUUGGAGGUGCUUGUUGAUCGUGAGGAGGGGAGCAAUGAUGCUCCGACAGAUGAGGUGAAUGCUGCAUGAAGUCGAUG
This is a messenger RNA of Neohortaea acidophila, 1402 nucleotides long. Its product is annotated as rab-GTPase-TBC domain-containing protein. The record is from RefSeq and is a predicted model, not a curated record. Bases 84 to 1394 code for a protein of 436 amino acids. NCBI's taxonomy places the organism in Eukaryota, Fungi, Ascomycota, Dothideomycetes, Mycosphaerellales, Teratosphaeriaceae. The transcript has 2 exons.